AACAUAGAAGAGCCACACAUUAGCUACUAGUUCAUCAGAGUGGUGAAAAUGGAGAUCACUAUUAUCUCCAGAUAUACUGCGAAACCAUCUUCUUCUUCACUUCAGCAUCUAAAACCUCACAAACUUUCCCUCUUCGACCAGCUCACUCCCGCAACUUACGCCCCAAUUGUCUUGUUCUACCCCAACUCAUCAUUAACUACCAAUCUUUCCCAAACCUUAGUCCACUUGAAGACCUCUCUAUGCGAGACCCUCACUCUCUACUACCCAUUUUCCGGCCGCAUCAAGAACAACCUCUACAUUUAUGAUUUCGACGCUGGUGUUCCAUACCUCGAAGCUCGAGUCAAUUGUCGCCUGCCUGAGUUUCUUAAGCUUCAAGAAACCCAGCUGCUAAACGACCUCCUUCCAUUUCUUCCAUUCCGGAAGGAAACGGAUCACUCAGAUCUGCUUCCCUUGCUUGCUUGUCAAAUCAAUGUUUUCGCUUGCGGUGGAUUGGCAAUCUCUGCCUCCGUGUCUCACAAGAUUUUCGAUGGGGAUACGGGAAACGCUUUUCUCAAAACUUGGGCUUCCAUUUUUCGCGGGGCUCGCGACGACAUCGUACACCCUGAUCUCUCCCAAGCCUCCCUGUUCUUCCCACCAAGAGAUCCAUUGCCUCAGAACUAUCUGGAUUUAAUGGACAGCUUGUGGUUUAAGGGAAGCAAUUAUGUUUCAAAGAGAUUUGUGUUUGAUGCCAAAUCCAUAGCCACACUGCGAGCAAGAUCGACGAGCGAAAACGUUCCCAAGCCCACACGUGUGGAGAUACUAACUAGUUUUAUCUGGAAACAUGCAAUGGCUGCUUCUAGGGCACUGUCAUCCGGUACUUCACCAAAGACAUCCAUAGUCGUUCAUGCAGUGAACAUGAGACCGCGAAUGAAUUCACAAAUGCGAUCGGAUACUGUCAUGAUCGGAAAUCUUUUUUGGUGGGCCGUAGCUGCCGCUGACGCUUCUGAGGCAGACGCUCAUGACUUGCGUGACUUAGUGAACAUAAUUAAGGAAUCAAUCAAGGGAUUCGAUAGUGAGUAUUUGGAGAGUUUGCAAGGUGAAGAUGGUGGAUUCGGAACCAUUUCUGAGUUUUGUAAUCAGCUUGAGGCUAUGCUUUCCUCAGAAACACCGGAUAUCUAUGCAUUCACAAGCUGGGCUAGCGUUUUAAAACAGGUUGAUUUUGGUUGGGGGAGGCCAUUUUGGAUCGGAGCCAUGGGGAAAGUUGGUCCUGCAUUUAGAAAUCUCACUGUGUUCGUCGACAGACAAUGGGAUACGGGCAUUGAAGCAUGGGUGAACUUGGAGGAAAACCAGAUGGCUCUGUUAGAGAAAGACCCCCAUUUUUUAGCAUUUGCUUCUCCAAAUCCUGGAAUAUCAAGCAUGUAACUGUCUAUGUUUUAUUUCGAAGUCAAUAAUUAAGGCUUAGAAUACUAAGCUAUCAAAUUGUAAUCGAUUAAUUUCUGGUUUAUUACUGUGUUAAUUAAUCAAUAUCAUUUGCAUUCAUGGA
Rosa chinensis is the source of this 1522-nucleotide messenger RNA. RefSeq names its product stemmadenine O-acetyltransferase. Bases 49 to 1401 code for a protein of 450 amino acids. The record is from RefSeq and is a predicted model, not a curated record. The transcript is spliced from 2 exons. NCBI's taxonomy places the organism in Eukaryota, Viridiplantae, Streptophyta, Magnoliopsida, Rosales, Rosaceae.